AUGGCGCCUCCUGCUCCGCCGCCGCUUCACUUCCGCCACUCCCUCGCCGUGCGCGUGCGCCGCGCCCUCGCUGCCGCCACUCCUUCUCGGUGCGCGUGCGCCUCUUCGUCACUUCCUGUUCUCCCUCGCUCUGCGCGCGCGCGCGGCCCAGAGGCGGGAAACUCGGGCUCGGCGCCUGCGCAGAAGCCAAAGCGAAAGCGGAAGCGGCGCAGCGAGGGGGAAGGGAAGAUGGCGGCGGCCGCGGCGGCCCCCGAGGACGAGCUGGUCUCGUCGGUGACGCUUUACCGGCGGCGGCCGCGGCUGCUCCGCGGGACCGUGCUGCCCUUCGCCGCCGGCCUCUACCCGGCCUGGCUGUGGCUGUGGGGGCCGCGCCUGUGGGCGCCGGGGGAGGCGGCGGCGCUGCCCGAGGCGGCGCUGUUGGCGCUCGGCGCCAUCGCGGCUCUGCAGCUGCUGACGGCGCUGGCCGGGCUCUGGUCUGUGCACGCCGAGUGCGCCCUCAGCUGCAACAGGGAGCCCUGUCCCCAAAAAGCCACCCUGGCCAAGGUGGUGCCGACCCCCAACAACGGCUCCGUGGAAUUGGUGCCGAUCCACAGGGAACAGGGUGAGGAUGGGCAGGAAGUGCUGAGCUUCGAGUUCCAGAAGAUCAAAUAUUCCUACGAAAUCCAUGGAAAAAAACAAUUCCUGCCCGUGGCGUUCCCUGUGGAGCAUCCCUUGGGAUUCUACCAGAAUUCCAGAGGGUUCCAAGAGGAGCAGGAAAUCCGGGAGGCCGAGAGGAAAUACGGGAAUAACAAGGUGGAAAUGGUGGUGCCGGAAUUCCUGGAGCUUUUCAAGGAAAGAGCCACGGCUCCGUUCUUCGUUUUCCAGGUUUUCUGCGUGGGGCUGUGGUGCCUGGACGAGUUCUGGUACUACAGCGUCUUCACCCUCUCCAUGCUCGUGGCUUUCGAGGCCUCCCUGGUGCAGCAGCAGCUCCGGAACCUCUCGGAGAUCCGGAAAAUGGGCAACAAACCCUUCAUGAUCCAGGUCUACAGGAACCGGAAGUGGCGCCCGAUUUCCAGCGAGGAGAUCGUGGCCGGGGACGUCGUCUCCAUCGGCCGCUCCCCCCAGGAGAAUUUGGUGCCCUGUGACCUCCUGCUGCUGCGCGGGCGCUGCGUGGUGGACGAGGCCAUGCUGACAGGAGAGUCCGUGCCACAGAUGAAGGAGCCGGUGGAGGGGCUGAGCCCGGAGCGAGUGCUGGAUGUGGGGACGGACGGGCGGCUCCACGUCCUGUUCGGAGGGACCCGCGUCAUCCAACACCUCCCGCCCCCGCGCGCCGCCGCAGGGAUCCGGCCCGUGGAUAACGGGUGCUUGGCCUUCGCCCUCCGCACCGGCUUCAACACCUCCCAGGGAAAGCUGCUCCGGACGAUCCUGUUUGGAGUGAAGAGGGUCACGGCCAACAACCUGGAGACCUUCAUCUUCAUCCUCUUCCUCCUCGUCUUCGCCGUCGCCGCCGCCGCCUACGUCUGGAUCCAGGGCACCAAGGAUCCCCGUCGGAACCAGUACCGCCUGUUCCUGGAAUGUGCCCUGAUCCUGACGUCCGUGGUGCCCCCGGAGUUGCCCAUCGAGCUCUCCCUGGCCGUCAACACCUCCCUCAUCGCCCUGGCCAAGCUCUACGUUUACUGCACGGAACCUUUCCGGAUCCCCUUCGCCGGGAAGGUCCAGGUUUGCUGCUUCGACAAAACCGGGACCUUGACCAGCGACCACCUCGUGGUGCGAGGGGUGGCCGGGCUCAGGGAAGGCAAGGAAGUGCUGCCGGUGUCGGAAAUCCCUCUGGAAACUCACCGGGCCAUCGCCUGCUGCCACUCCCUGGUGCAGCUGGAGGACGGGACAAUCGUGGGAGAUCCUUUGGAAAAAGCCAUGCUGACUGCCGUGGAUUGGACCCUGACCAAAGAUGAGAAAGUUUUCCCGAGGAGUCUAAAAACUCCGGGAAUGAGAAUUCACCAGCGCUUUCAUUUCUCCAGUGCCCUGAAGAGGAUGGCGGUGCUGGCUUCCGUGGAAAACGCCUCUGGAGAAAUCCGAUACCUGGCGGCCGUCAAGGGCGCUCCUGAGACCCUGCACGCCAUGUUAGCCCAAUGUCCCAGGAACUACCACGAGAUCCAUCGGGAAUUCUCCCACGAGGGCGCGCGGGUCCUGGCCCUGGGAUACAAAGAACUGGGAGCCCUGAGCCACCAGCAGGUGCGGGAGAUGAAGAGGGAAUCCCUGGAAUGCGACCUGAGAUUUGUGGGAUUCAUCGUGGUCUCCUCCCCACUCAAAGCCGACUCCAAGGCCGUGAUCCGAGAGAUCCAGAGCGCUUCCCACCACGUGGUGAUGAUCACGGGGGACAGCCCGCUGACGGCGUGCCACGUGGCGCGGGAGCUGCACUUCCUGCGCCGGGAAAACGUCCUGAUCCUGCAGGAACCCGAGCCCGGGCUGCCCUGGCAGUGGCGAUCCCGGGACGGAUCCGUGGCUCUCCCGGCAUUCCCGGAUUCCCUGCGGGAUCUGACGGAUCCCUUCGAGCUGUGCCUGACGGGGGAGGGGCUGGAGCAGCUCCGGCUCCGGGAUCGGGAUCGGCUCCUCCGGCUCAUCCCGCACAUCCGCGUCUUCGCCAGGGUGGCGCCCAAGCAGAAGGAAUUCGUGAUCACGGCGCUGAAGAGCCUCGGUUUCUGCACCCUCAUGUGCGGCGACGGCACCAACGACGUGGGAGCGCUCAAACACGCCGAUGUGGGCGUGGCCCUGCUGGCCAACGCUCCGGAGCGCGUUCCCGAGCGGAGGCGGCGGCUCCGGGACGGCCUCGGGGACAGCAGGGCCGGAAUUCCGGCCGGGAAUGUCAAACCCUCAUCCCGAGGAGCCAAGCACCGGAUCCUGGCCCAGCGGGAGGAGCAGCUGCCCAUCCACAGGGAGCGGCUGAGCCAGGUGCUGCGGGAUCUGGAAGAGGAAAGAGCCCCGGUGGUGAAGCUGGGGGACGCCAGCAUCGCCGCUCCCUUCACCUCCAAACUCUCCUCCAUCCAGUGCAUCUGCCACGUAAUCAAGCAGGGUCGCUGCACGCUGGUGACCACGCUGCAGAUGUUUAAAAUCCUGGCUCUGAACGCUUUGGUGCUGGCCUACAGCCAGAGCGUGCUGUUCCUUCAGGGAGUCAAAUUCAGCGACCUCCAGGCCACGCUCCAGGGGCUGCUCCUGGCUGGAUGCUUCCUUUUCAUCUCCAGGUCCAAGCCCCUGAAGACUCUUUCCAAGGAGAGGCCUCUUCCCAACAUUUUCAACCUGUACACGGUGCUGACGGUGUUGUUGCAAUUCCUGGUGCAUUUCCUGAGCCUGGUGUUCCUGUACCGGGAAGCGCAGGAGCGGAGCGAGCCCAGGGAGGAGGAAUUUGUGGAUCUGAGCCGGGAAUUUGAGCCGUCGCUGGUGAACAGCACCGUGUACCUGCUGGCCAUGGCCAUGCAGACAGCCACCUUCGCCAUCAACUACAAGGGCCGGCCGUUCAUGGAGAGCCUGGCCCAGAACCGGGCGCUGCUCUGGGCUCUGCUGCUCUCGGCCGGGGCCGUGCUGGGGCUGCUCAGCGGAGCCUGCCCCGAGCUGGGGGUGGCCUUCGGUCUGGUGCACAUCCCAACCGAGUUCCGGCUGCUGAUCCUGGCGGUGCUGGCGGCCGAUUUCCUUCUGGCCUUUUCCGUGGAUCGGCUCCUGCAGCUCCUGCUGGGCAAUUCCCGCCUCCCGGUGCCUUCCUGAGGGCUCCUCCCGCAUUCCCAAAAUCCCAAAAAUCCC
Molecule: messenger RNA, 3771 nt
Organism: Pseudopodoces humilis (Tibetan ground-tit)
Lineage: Eukaryota; Metazoa; Chordata; Aves; Passeriformes; Paridae
Source: RefSeq, a predicted model, not a curated record